AUGGCGACCACCAUUCCCGGCUCGCUCGUCAACAAGGCGAAGAAGCACUUCUUGGGCAUGCCCGCCCCUUCGGGUUAUGUGCCAGGAGUGGGUCGAGGUGCCACCGGCUUCACAACCCGGUCUGAUAUCGGUCCAGCUCGAGAAGCCGGCCCGGAGGCGGAGAUCACUGUCGGAGGAGCCCCGCCGCCAACGAAACGAUCGAACGAUGAACGUGACGAGGCGGAAGAUCUCAGCGAGGCUAACUUUGACGAAUUUGAGGGUUAUUCCGGCUCUCUUUUCUCCAAGGAUCCCUAUGACAAAGACGACGAAGAAGCUGACGAAAUUUAUCACCAAGUCGAAGUCAGGCAGGACGAGAAAAGAAAGGAUUAUCGUGAGAAGAAAUACGCCGAGAUGAUCGCAAAAUAUCGUAUGGAGAGGCCAAAGAUCCAGCAGGAAUUUUCCGAUUUGAAGCGCCAGCUGGCAGAUGUCUCCGAGGAAGAAUGGGCAGCAAUUCCGGAAGUCGGCGAUGCGAGGAAUAAGGCAAAGCGCAACCCGAGGGCAGACCGUUUAUCGGCUGUCCCGGACUCUAUCCUGCAUCAGGCAAUGAACAUCGGCGCCUCUACAAACAUGCUGGAUGACCGGGUUCAAUCCGGAAUGAUGACACCAAUGAACACUGGGCUGAUGUCGACUAUUGGCGGCGGGACAGCUAGCAGCAUCCUCGGUCCCGGAAUGAUGAGCACACUUGGCGGUAUGUUAACCCCGGGCUGGAAGUCCGGCACGAAGACUGGCGGUUCGUCUGACCUCGAUUUGAACAAGAUCGGUCAAGCUCGUAACAAAAUUAUGGACAUCAAAUUGAACCAGGUUUCCGAUUCUGUGACCGGUCAAACUGUCGUCGAUCCCAAAGGCUACCUCACCGACCUCCAGUCGAUGAUCCCGCAAUACGGUGGCAACAUCAACGACGUCAAGAAGGGCCGCAUGUUGCUGAAGAGUGUGCGCGACACCAACCCCAAGCAUCCGCCCGCCUGGAUCGCGUCCGCUCGUCUCGAGGAGGCCUUCGGAAAAUUGCAAAUGGCCCGCAAUCUGAUCAUGGAGGGCUGCGACAACAAUAAAAAGAGCGAAGACGUUUGGCUCGAAGCUGUACGCCUUCACCCUCCGGAUGUGGCCAAGUCGAUCGUUGCCACAGCUGUCGGCCAUAUCCCGCAUUCCGUUCGGAUCUGGAUCAAGGCCGCCGAUUUGGAGAUGGACUUGAAGGCCAAGAAGAAGGUUUUCCGCAAGGCUCUCGAGCAAAUCCCGACAUCUGUCAAGCUGUGGAAGGCCGCUGUGUCUUUGGAAGACCCGGAAGACGCUCGAAUUCUACUCACUCGAGCUGUCGAAUGUUGCAGUGCUAGUACGGAACUGUGGCUCGCGUUAGCCCGUCUGGAGACAUACGAAAAUGCCCGGCGAGUGCUGAAUAAGGCUCGUGAGCACAUUCCCACCGAUCGACAAAUCUGGUUGUCGGCCGCUCGACUCGAGGAGACCAGCGGCCAAAAGGAAAUGGUCGACAGGAUCGUAUCAAAGGCCCUCGUAUCGCUGCGAGCCAACCACGUCGAAAUUAACCGAGACCACUGGCUGAAGGAUGCAACCGACGCCGAGCAUGGCGGUUGCCCACUCACCUCGCAGGCCAUCAUCAAGUCGAUCCUCGGCUUCGGUAUCGAAGACGAGGACAAAAAGGCCACCUGGAUCGAAGACGCCGAGAAUUUUGUGCGCCAAUCGGCCGUCGUUUGCGCGCGUGCCGUCUACGCGUAUGCGCUCAAUGAAAUGCCAAACCGUAAGAGCCUGUGGCUGUCGGCCGCCAGCUUCGAGCGGAUGCACGGCAGCCCCGAUGAAUACGAGGCCAUCCUCGUACAGGCUUGCGAAAAGGCGCCGAAAACGGAGGUGUUCUGGCUGAUGCAUGCCAAGAGCCGCUGGCUUCGUGGGUCGGUGGAAGAUGCUCGACAGAUUCUGGCAAAGGCUUUCGAACACAAUCCGAAUUCUGAAGAGAUUUGGAUGGCCGCCGUCAAGCUGGAAUCAGAGAAUAACCAAUUUGAGAGGGCACGUCGGCUACUUGAAAGGGCCCGGAAGAGCGCGCCUUCAGCUCGGAUAUGGAUGAAGUCGGCUCGGCUGGAGUGGUGUCUCGGCGAGACGGACAAGGCAUUGGAAUUGCUGAAGGAAGGAAUGGAAAAGUACCCCGAAUUCUCCAAGUUCUACAUGAUGAUGGGCCAAAUCUACCAGCAGAUCAACAAAAUCGAAGAGGCUCGCAGGACGUACACCGACGGCGUCAAGCGGUGCCCCCACUCGAUCCCGGUGUGGAUAUUGCUGUCCCGGUUGGAGGAAUCGCAGAAGAACGUGGUCAAGGCGCGUAGUGACUUGGACAAGGCGAGAAACAGGAAUCCAAAGAAUGAGGACUUGUGGAUGGAGGCCGUGCGCCUCGAGACCCGCGCCGGACUAAAGGAGCUAGCGCGUGAGCGCAUGGCUAGGGCUUUGCAGGAGUGCGAUCAGUCCGGCCGCCUCUGGGCCGAGGCCGUCUGGAUGGAGGAGCGACACGGACGGAAGCAAAAGUCCCUCGAUGCGCAAGAUCAAGAAGGUACACAAAUU
Messenger RNA from Mesorhabditis spiculigera, 2592 nucleotides. The record is from the annotation of a GenBank genome assembly. NCBI's taxonomy places the organism in Eukaryota, Metazoa, Nematoda, Chromadorea, Rhabditida, Rhabditidae.